GACACAUCACUACUUAACAUCACUGCACAAUUCAUUCGUCACUCAUUCACUGAAUAGUCGAGUGCUAUAACCUGCUCUCAGGGUGUCCACAGAAAUGGAUGCUCAUUUCCCUGUACUGAACAUGGGAGAGCCCUGUGUUCAGAUCUUUGAACAACCCAAGCAAAGAGGCAUGCGCUUUAGGUAUAAGUGCGAAGGCCGUUCAGCAGGGAGUAUACCUGGAGAAAGAAGUUCUGACAAUAAUAGGACUUAUCCAAGCAUCCAGAUUCUGAACACCUGUGGAAGAGGAAAAGUGCGCGUGUCAUUGGUAACCAAAAAUGAGCCGUACAGACCACACCCACAUGACCUGGUGGGGAAAGACUGCAAGGAUGGAUAUUACGAGGCAGAAUUUGGACCUGAACGCAGAGUUAUUGCCUUCCAGAACCUGGGUAUCCAAUGUGUAAGGAGAAGAGAAGUCAGGGAUGCCAUAUUGCAGAGAGUGAACCGAGGCCUCAACCCCUUCAAUGUUCCUCGGGAGCAGCUCUUGCAGACGGAGGAAUACGACCUGAACGUGGUGCGUCUGUGUUUCCAGGUCCUUUUGCAAGAUGAGACUGGAUGCUACAGCAUUGCACUGCCACCUGUCAUCUCCAAUCCUAUCUAUGACAACCGUGCACCAAACACAGCUGAGCUGCGCAUCUGCCGCGUCAACAAAAACAGUGGCAGCGUGAAGGGUGGUGAUGAGAUCUUCCUGCUCUGUGACAAAGUCCAGAAAGAUGAUAUAGAAGUGCGCUUCUUCACCCAGACCUGGGAGGCCAGAGGCUCCUUCUCCCAGGCAGAUGUGCACAGGCAGGUGGCUAUCGUUUUCCGUACGCCUGCCUACUGCGACACCUCCAUCACGUCUCCCGUCACUGUGCACAUGCAGCUGCGCCGCCCCACUGACCAGGAAGUGAGUGAACCCAUGGAAUUUAGAUACCUGCCCGAUGACAAAGAUCCAUAUGGCUGUCGAGAAAAGAAGCGAAAACUUGAUGAUCUAAUGAAGUCGUUCCCUAGUUUCACAUCUGGACCUGUGGGACCUAUGGACAGAAAACAAGGAUAUCAACCUCAAGGAUUAAACUCAAGGAUUAAAUAUGAGAAAACUUCCUAUGUAAAUCCUCUUCAUGGUACAAGGAGGCCAAGUCAACAACACAUGUAUAAUUCCUAUCAGCCCCGUAUAAUGCCAUCCACUUCAGCAUGUCCAGCACCAGUAUCAUUCAAUCAAGAUCAAUGGGCUACUUCUUCACUUCACUUCAGCCCAGCUAGCAGCAACCCUGGGGCUAGUAAUGGAGGGGGUAUGUCACAGGUUAACCAAGUUAACACAGUUCCCUCCCUAAACACCACAGGGGAGAGUGGAAACAGCCUCCCCUUACUGAGUCCAAGGGAUCUGGAGUUUCUUGAUCCUCAAGGUGCUUCUGCCAACCAGCCUCGGCAGGAGCAGCUGGAGCACAGUGUCCAGCAUUCACAACAGCCUCUCCACAGGAAGGAAACCAUGCCUGCUGGUGAAAGCCUCUGGCCUAACUUUGAUCCCUCAUCAGGAACACAAAAUGGGCCUGCAAGCACAGGGAUGAAUUACACAUAUCCAGAUUGUCAGGAUGGAAGUGAAAUUCUUCAUAGCUUAGUAGGCCCUCAGACAGGUCUUAAUUUAAAACAAGAGCCUCAAGGGCAAAGUACCUUGGCAAUGCUGGACCCUAACACCAACCUCUUUGAGUCCUACACCAUGCUCAACUAUCCACCGACCAGCAGCAGCAAUCAGGAGGCCAUGAGACAUGCAGCCAGUAGUGGAGCCAGUGGGUCAGGACAGAGGAACACACAGACCCCAUCCUACUCCAUCAGGAACAUGGCCCAAGAAGCUAAUCUCGAUACCCUCAACUGGCCCUACAAUCAAUUUGGUGGCGAAUAAGAGAAAAGUUCAACAGUUUUAAACUAUGGAUAAUAAUAAAUGUAUGUAAGUGUGAAAGUGAAUAACUGAAACUAUAUUUUUUACUGUUUAUAUAGCUUUGCUGGAUGUCUGGAAUAAUCUUUAGUCCUUACAAUUUAGUUGAGUCAAUGAUGAGGCACUGAGUUUAUGGUUAUAGUGGAUGAUACCGUAGCUGGAACAAGUAACACUCGAGCAAAUGCUGCAAUAAACAUUUACUCUAACAAUAAGCUUAUUGGGCCUCCAAAGCCAUUACUGUUGGACAUCACUGUCAUAUUAAAAAAAAAAAAAAAAGGCAGCAAUGAUUUUAAUGAACAUGUAUAUAGAUUUUGAGGAAAAUCUUUGAGAAUUCUGGAAAACCUGUCCAAACUUUCUCAAGUGUGAGGAAGUAAUUCUGUUCUCUGGAACUUGUAGGGACCCUCGGACCCUGUGUAAUGGCUAUGUCAUAUUAAACACACGUUCUAUCCAAAGUUCUCAAAAUGCUGGGUUAAUCCUUCUCAAAAAAUAAUUGAAGUUAAGUUAUGCCUUUAGAACAUGAUGCUGAUAUUUUCUGCUUAUUUUUUUACAAACAUUUACUGGAAAAGAUUAUUAUAUGUUGAUUGUAGUGUAUGCGUGCUUGUUUCAGCUUCACAGUGAAAUCAAGAUCAUUUUAUCUAUUGCAACUUUUAUGUUUUGUAUUUUUAUACAAUAAAAAGAUGAAAUAGUC
Molecule: messenger RNA, 2633 nt
Organism: Ictalurus punctatus (channel catfish)
Lineage: Eukaryota; Metazoa; Chordata; Actinopteri; Siluriformes; Ictaluridae
Gene: rel
Product: v-rel avian reticuloendotheliosis viral oncogene homolog
Exons: 10
Coding region: 95-1912 (605 amino acids)
Biological process (GO): non-canonical NF-kappaB signal transduction; cellular response to stress; innate immune response
Cellular component (GO): cytoplasm
Molecular function (GO): RNA polymerase II cis-regulatory region sequence-specific DNA binding; DNA-binding transcription factor activity, RNA polymerase II-specific
Source: RefSeq, a predicted model, not a curated record